UCACUUUUGUUUUCCAAAAUCUCCAUCUUCUCUUCCUUACCACAACUAUUUUUAUUUUCUUCAAACCUUUACAAUCUUCUACAUCAAUAUUCCUAAAAACAAAAUAAAGAGCUAUGGGAAGAACACCAUGUUGUGAUAAAAAUGGACUGAAAAAAGGUCCAUGGACUCCAGAGGAAGAUCAAAAACUCAUUCAAUAUAUUCAACUUCAUGGCCCUGGAAACUGGCGAAAUCUCCCCAAAAAUGCUGGACUACAAAGGUGUGGCAAGAGUUGUCGUCUUCGAUGGACGAAUUAUUUAAGACCUGAUAUUAGGAGAGGAAGAUUUUCGUUUGAAGAAGAAGAAACUAUUAUCCAACUUCACAGUGUUCUUGGGAACAAGUGGUCAGCUAUAGCGGCUCGUUUGCCAGGAAGAACAGAUAACGAAAUCAAAAAUUACUGGAACACACACAUAAGAAAAAGACUAUUGAGAAUGGGCAUUGAUCCAGUAACUCACAGACCUCGUCUUGAUUUCUUAGAUUUAUCAUCGCUUUUCAACUCAACUCAGCUUAACCUUUCCAGUUUACUUGGAUUACAAGCACUUGUAAAUCCAGAAAUAUUAAAACUUGCAAAUACCCUUUUAGUAUCCCAAACUGAAAAUCCAGAAUUGUUAUUGCAAAAAAUUCAAGAAAACCAGUUAUUGAAUGGACAACAAAUUCAAAACUCUCUUGGGCCAAAUAUUCCGAAUAAUCAGACCUCUAUGUUCCAAUAUAAUAAUCAACUCCACCACCAAGUUCCUGAAAUUCCAAAUUUCACCCCAAAUGUUUCAUGUUCUUCUUCACAUCAGUCCAUGAAUGGCCAAAUAUUCCAAGAAAAUAUGAUGCUACCUUUGCAAUACUAUAGUAAUUAUUCUGCGUCUGAUGCAUCUGAAAAUUCAACAUUUCAGUCCCUAAACAACAGCAGCAAUCAGAAUAGUCAGAAUUUUAGCACAGAAGAAGAGAAAGAGAGUUAUUGCAGUAAUUUCAUGAAGUUUGAAAUUCCAGAGAGUUUAGAUUUUGAUGAUUUUCUGUAAAUAUUUACAUUUUUUUUUUUGUCUUUUUGCUGUUUUGUUUCAGCAUUAAGUUGGAUGAGCCUUUGUUAUGUGUUUUUGGCUAAAAAUCGGACGUUUGUAUAUUGAUCGGUGGAAUUUUUUCUUUUUUUUUUGGUUUUCCAAUUAUGAAUACGUACUGGCUAGCUGUUUGUUAUCUUA
Nicotiana attenuata is the source of this 1223-nucleotide messenger RNA. RefSeq names its product transcription factor MYB39-like. The transcript is spliced from 3 exons. The record is from RefSeq and is a predicted model, not a curated record. Lineage: Eukaryota; Viridiplantae; Streptophyta; Magnoliopsida; Solanales; Solanaceae. Bases 114 to 1046 code for a protein of 310 amino acids.